AUGAAGCCCACUUCAAUUGCUGAUGCUCUCUUCCUGGAGCCUCCCCAUUCACACGACCCCAGCAACGUCUCUCAUGUUGCGGCACUGCCAGCCUCAAUGCUGAUGCAACUGCCGGAGGCCGUCCAAGACGCUCUCUGGACUCUACAAGAAUCAACCUCUAUUGUCUACGCCUCGUACCUCAGAUUACAAGAACUCCUGGACGAGCGGUUCGACCGAUUGAUUCCUCUGCCAGGCAUGCCUGGGUCGUUUUCUGAGGGUGCAUUUUUCAACUACAUGAACGCGCUGUCUGCCGAACGGCGCUACCUGGUGGAAGACGCACACCCAGACUGGAGGCACAAGGCGUCGCGAGCCGGGCUGUCGCAAUACGGAGACCUGCUACUCACCUGCCGGGGCAAGGAGAUGACCGUGUCGGAAUGGUUCGACCAGCUGCAAAGGGCCGAGCAGCUCUGGGUGCAGCAGGCUAAAGACGCAGAGCUGCCCGACUUUGAAAGCACCGUGACCGAGUACCAGAUCUUGACGGAUUCGGAGAGCUCGACGCCGCCCAGCGAGGUGUCAGAGGACGAUUCUCCCGAGGGAGGCAGGAGCUGGGAUGCGCCGGUGCCAGCGGGGCGAAGACCAAUGGCGGACUCCAAGAGCAAGAUGGGAGGACACGAAAUAGGACCGGAGCGGAUCGCGAAGGCUCUAGAAGCGCUGUGA
Messenger RNA from Cladophialophora immunda, 696 nucleotides. RefSeq lists its product as uncharacterized. The record is from RefSeq and is a predicted model, not a curated record. Bases 1 to 696 code for a protein of 231 amino acids. NCBI's taxonomy places the organism in Eukaryota, Fungi, Ascomycota, Eurotiomycetes, Chaetothyriales, Herpotrichiellaceae. The transcript is spliced from 2 exons.